AUGCCUCGCACGAAAAAAAAAUCAAUCACGCCGGGCCGUGGUUCAAACCCGAUCGAUACCGCUCUCCAUGCUUUGUAUUACAACCCGGACAGUCCAGCGGCUUACAGCGGGGUUCAACCCCUGCUCAAGGCAGCUCGACAACAGGGACUCAAAGUGAGUCGAACCCACGUGUCGGCUUGGCUGGCUCAGCAGGACACGUACACACUCCACCGACCUGCACGCCGCCAUUACCCGCGUAACCGAGUGGUGGUUGGGGGUAUGGACAGUCAGUGGCAGGCGGACCUGGUCGACAUGACAGCGUUCACCAAAGAGAAUGACAACAACCGUUACCUACUGACCUGCAUCGAUGUGCUCUCCAAGUAUGCCUGGGUGAUCCCACUCCGGGCCAAAACCGGGGCUCGUUUGAUCGAGGCAUUUCAACAGAUUUUCAAGACGGGCCGCCGACCGUUGUACCUGCAAACGGACGAGGGGAAAGAGUUUCUGAACAGACCGUUUCAAGCCUUUUUAAAGGACAAAGGGGUGUUUUUCUUUCACACGUUUAACGAAACCAAAGCCUCCGUGGUAGAACGGUUCAACCGCACUUUGAAAGGUCGCAUGUACAAAUAUUUCACCGCUCACAACACUCGGCGCUACCUGGACGCCUUACCGGCCCUGGUUCGCGGUUACAAUCAAGCCUACCACCGAAGCAUACGACGAGCCCCUAUCGACGUCACUCCCCAGAACCAGAAGGAAGUCCGGCAAGUCUUGUACGGUCCAUCCACACACAAACGCUCGGUCCACCGGUAUCGGGCCGGUGAUCUCGUGCGUAUCAGUAAAGUGAAAGGGAAAUUUGAAAAAUCAUACCUGCCGAAUUGGAGCACGGAAAUGUUCCGUAUCGUCCGCUCCCACCCUCGACAGCCUGCUGUGUACACACUGGAGGAUUUGAACGGGGAUCAAUUGCUAGGGACGUUUUACGAAACCGAACUCCAACCGGUGACAGCCGCGGUGGAUAAGUUUUAUCAGGUGGAGAAGAUCUUAAAAAGGGAGCGGCGGCGAGGGAAACUGUACUAUUGGGUGAAGUGGGUCGGUUAUCCACCCAGCUUUAAUUCUUGGGUCCCGGCCACGGACGUGAAACGUAUUUAA
Molecule: messenger RNA, 1122 nt
Organism: Liolophura sinensis
Lineage: Eukaryota; Metazoa; Mollusca; Polyplacophora; Chitonida; Chitonidae
Exons: 1
Coding region: 1-1122 (373 amino acids)
Biological process (GO): DNA integration
Molecular function (GO): nucleic acid binding
Source: RefSeq, a predicted model, not a curated record